This is a messenger RNA of Cheilinus undulatus (humphead wrasse), 1148 nucleotides long. It is a transcript of the gene pdzph1, whose product is annotated as PDZ and pleckstrin homology domains 1. The record is from RefSeq and is a predicted model, not a curated record. Bases 443 to 1036 code for a protein of 197 amino acids. Lineage: Eukaryota; Metazoa; Chordata; Actinopteri; Labriformes; Labridae. The transcript is spliced from 9 exons.
UAGAACCAGAGCCGUGUCUGUCCGAGAGCGGACGGUGAGGAUCAAUAAGGGGACAGGAGAGUACCCGUGGGGCUUCAGAAUCCAGUUCUCCAAACCCAUUGUGGUGACUGAGGUCGACACCAAUGGAGCAGCAGAAGAAGCUGGUCUGAUCGUAGGAGAUUACGUCCUCGCCGUUAACGGCACUGAUGUGACCAGCAUCCCUCACUCUGAAGCCGCCGACCUCGCCAGACAAGGUCCGGAUAUCCUGACGCUGACCGUUGGCUCAGACAUCGCUCGCUGUCCUAACACCCCCCGCCCGGCAUGUCGAGGUUACCUUCACAAGCGUACCCAAUCAGGUCUGAUCAAAGGCUGGAGGAAGAGGUGGUUCGUCCUCACGCACGACUGCUGCCUCUACUACUACCGACACAAACGGGAUGAGGGGAAGAGGCGGGCUCUGUCAGCGAUGAAGCUGGAGGGCGCUGAGGUGGGACCAGAUGUUUCUCUGGGGAAACCGUUCGUGUUCAAGUGUCAACCUCAGACUGGGAACCGGGUUUUCUUCUUCUGUGCAAUGUCCAAUCAGGAGAUGAAGAGGUGGCUUGAAGCCAUGGAGAGAGCGGUCCAUCCCAUCACACAGAAGCAUGUGUGGGUGGACGUGACCCGCCAUAACUCCAGCCUGCCCCCGCUGGCCGUGAAGAACCCUGAGUGUCUGGGACUCCUUCAUAAGAUGGACCGCAGCAGGGACAUGUGGGUUCAGCACUACUGCAUCCUGAAGGACGGAUGUUUGCUCCUGUACAGCGGCAUCAGAGCCACACAUGCCCGAGGUGGGAUCUACCUGCAGGGCUAUGCAGUGAGAGAGCAGCCGUACGGAUCAAAGAAAUCCACCAUCGAGCUGAAACCGCCGUCUGACGAGUUUAAGACAUUUUAUCUGAGCGCUGAAGAUCCCAACGAGAACAAACGGUGGAUCAUCGCUCUCAAAGCGUCCAUAAAGAAGUGGCUUCCUCUCCAUCGGGCACUGCAGGACUACAUGAACCGCCUACCAGAGGAGACCAGGAUGUGACUGUGCCAGGGGAGCACACAAGCCCUAUAGACCCAGGGAGCACAGACCCCUUCAUAAACCUGGGGAGCACAUACACACCUCCCAAUAAACCUGGGGAGCACAGACCCUCCAU